UGUUUGAAUCGGUGGGAGAGAGAGCUGGGCAGAGACGGGGGCGAGUACAUCAAAGACGAUGGCCUGCGAUGUCGCCGCCGAUGAGCCACCCGACAUCCUCACCGUACUGGAGCUUCGCGCGCUCGACAAGGCCCCCGCCGUCUGCCCCGUCCAGGAGCCCCGCACGCCCGACAAGGCCCCCGUCGUCUGCAUCGUCCGGGAGCUCCGCGCGGGCGACGCGCCGUCCGCCAUGGGCAGGGCCCCCGAUCUCUGCGCCGACGACACAGAGCACGCGGCACACGAUCGAGUGAUGGAACUCUAUCCUACGCGCAUGGCAGUGAUGGAACAUAGCGUACUUUCACCCUUUUUUCCAGAUCGAGAUGGUGGAGGCAGCCAGUGUCGUGGCCGAGCGCUGGGGAGCUUGUCGGUGUUUUGAUGGAGAAGGUCGGCCGCCUCCUCUCCCCACCAAGUCUCUUUGGCCCAUAGAUCGAGUUCAUGGUUGAUAAGGAAGGUGUGGUCGAUUUCACCAGGCUGGGUCCGAAGGUCCCGAAGUCCUAUGGCAUGAACUGGCCACGGCGCAUCCGGCUGGAUGCACUUGCUCAACACCUUUCCAUCUCUGUACAAUCAGGUAGAUAUUUUCUCACGUCCCAAAUAUUAUUUUUAGGUUGCCAAAUAGUAGUCUAGGAACUAUAGAAAGUGGAUUGCUGAGUUUGCCAAGCAUAAUAGCACACCUAUUAUCAGAUGACCUGAAGAGUAUAUCAAGCAAAGAUGCUUUCAGAUUUAUGCAUGCCUAUAUUAGGUUCCUACUUGUGUGAAGAUAACACUUUGCAUCAGGCUUGUGAGCAACCGUAAGUUGUUUUGCAUGUGAUACUACUUGUGUGAUUAUUUUUACCUUCGGAAAAUUUCCUUCUUAUUAUAUAUCAUAUGGAAUUCUUCAACCAGAGGAGAGCAACUCAAUGAGUUUGCAUACAUUCAGCCAUCUAUGUUGAUGCAACUCAACUAACAAAGAGUAUUUAAGAAAAGACUGCAGUUUGUAAAGCCAGUGGACAAAUUAGUUCUGCACAGUCCGGCAUUAGCGGCGUGCAUGCAGUAAUUCAUCAAUGUUGGGGGUCAGUGCUA
Triticum dicoccoides is the source of this 1098-nucleotide messenger RNA. RefSeq lists its product as uncharacterized. NCBI's taxonomy places the organism in Eukaryota, Viridiplantae, Streptophyta, Magnoliopsida, Poales, Poaceae. The transcript is spliced from 2 exons. The record is from RefSeq and is a predicted model, not a curated record. The coding region runs from base 59 to 415 and encodes 118 amino acids.